AUGCUUACUUCUUCCUCGACACUCGAUCUUGACGACGCUUUCGGCGAUGGGGACGAGGAUUUUACCUUCAAUGCUGAUGCAAUACGGCGUGAUAUGGCUACCCAAGAACCGUCUUGGGGUGUAGAAGAAACAACUGAAGCACCAUCAAUUGACCCCGAUGAUUCCGUCUCAACCCUUGACAUAAACGGCCCUUCACGUUCUGUAACUCCACCCCAGAAUCAUGGCGUAGAUGAAGACGACGGGGAGGGACAAUUCUCCCAAAUUUCUCUGUCGGAAUCAACACCAGAAGAGCAGUCAGAGCCGAGUCCGGAACAAGCCAACUCUGAACCAGCCUCACCCCCACUUACACCAUAUCCCAGCGUCAUUAUUGAUGUUUCGCAACCGCCAGCUCAUCGAGUAACACUUUCGGUGUCCUCGGCGGCUGGGAGCGUUUCCUCGAACACCUCGUCACCCCCGCAGCCAGCAUCGGCACAAGCAUCAAAUCUUGACCUUGCGCAGAGCGUGGCGAGCUCAUCCAAGUCAUCUUCCCCCCCUCCUCAACCACCGAACUCUAGUCCACCUAGAACCCCACCCCCGAUUCCGAUGCCUCUGUCUCCCAAAAAACCCGCCCAUCGUACAAUCCGUUCCGCUGGUCCAAGUGCAUUGGAAAAGGUGAUGAGCAGGACUCGACCCCACUACUUACCGCCAAAGCCGCGAAAGGAAGACGAGAAACAUUUGACUGAAUGGGCAGGUAUCAUGAAGCAGAGUCGAGCAGCAGCUGAGAAACGAAGACAAGCUCUCCAGGAUCGUCGAUCAGCUCGCGAAAAGAGAAUCGAGGACUCCCUUCCGAUCUGGGAGAAGGAGAUUGUUCCUAACUGGAAAGCAGUGCACAAAAAUCCCACUCUUCGUAAGCUGUGGUGGCAGGGCAUCCCUAGCAAAUUACGAGCCUCGAUGUGGGAAAACGCGGUCGGUAACCCAUUAGCGUUGAACAAGGACAAUUAUCGGGCGUGUUUGACGCGUUCAAGACGAGCCAUGAGCUCCGGCGCUUUCCCAUCUGCCACUCUCGCACUUAUCGAACAAGACAUAUCCACAACGCUACCUGCACUGCACAUAUUUGACGCUCAAACGGGGCCCCUUCAUCAAGAUUUGAAAGACAUGUUGACCGCAUGGGUAGUCUCACGCAGUGACGAAGGCCUCGGUUAUACUCCUGGAGCUGCAAGAAUUGCAGCGAUGCUCUUACUCAACAUGGCACCGCAACGAGGGUUCAUCGUUAUGCGGAAUCUCCUUGAACGUCAUUGCCUCCGAAGUUUCUUUGGGGGAGAAGGAGCUAAAGAUGAUGUGAAUGCUUACUAUAGAAUAUUCGACACACUGUUAGCGGAUGGAAUGCCAAAAAUCUACUUUAAUUUCAAGCAACAUCUCAUCACACCCUCAUCGUAUUUACCCCAAUGGUUGAUUCCUCUCUUCCUUGAUCACCUCCCUUUCGAAGCCUGCGCUCGAAUAUGGGAUGUUCUUCUCCUUGAAGGGGACUCGUUCUUGUACCGCGCCGCGCUAGGCAUGCUCGCAGUUCUCGAGCCUCGAUUGUUCUUUCCCGACCGGACGGAAUUGCUGGAGCUGCUACGAGGGGAGAAUAAAGCUGCUUUAGACGCCGCUCGACGCGAUGGUGUUUCGUUGAAUGGAGGCAAAUACGAGAUAUAUGGGGUAGACGAGGAGACGCUGUGGGAGAGAAUUGACAGCAUCCAUGAUAGCUGGAAGGACAGCACUUGGUUGAGGUUAAUCCAGCGAGAGCUGCCUGACCUGUAG
Messenger RNA from Mycena indigotica, 1779 nucleotides. RefSeq names its product TBC1 domain family member 14. The coding region runs from base 1 to 1779 and encodes 592 amino acids. Lineage: Eukaryota; Fungi; Basidiomycota; Agaricomycetes; Agaricales; Mycenaceae. The transcript is spliced from 10 exons. The record is from RefSeq and is a predicted model, not a curated record.